Pygocentrus nattereri (red-bellied piranha) is the source of this 1047-nucleotide messenger RNA. Its product is annotated as fibroblast growth factor 6-like. Gene Ontology annotation, cellular component: cytoplasm. Bases 344 to 934 code for a protein of 196 amino acids. The record is from RefSeq and is a predicted model, not a curated record. Gene Ontology annotation, biological process: positive regulation of gene expression; cell differentiation; fibroblast growth factor receptor signaling pathway. The transcript is spliced from 3 exons. Gene Ontology annotation, molecular function: growth factor activity; fibroblast growth factor receptor binding. NCBI's taxonomy places the organism in Eukaryota, Metazoa, Chordata, Actinopteri, Characiformes, Serrasalmidae.
CGCUCGGCGCACUAGGUCUCCGGUGAAGAGGGGCGAAAUAACUCUCCACGGCCGGCAUUUAAUGCGAGAGGCGCAGAGCUGCACAACAUGCUCAUCCCCGCUCUCAGCGCAAGCAGCACCAGCAGCAGCAGCAACAACAGCAGCAGCACUAGUUCCGCCGCGCUCUCUCCCAUUCCGGGCUCCUGUUUCAUGCUCCCAAGUCCGCUCUGCCUCGCUAAAAUAAGCGCGUGCCGCCAUGCCGAAGGGAGGAAAACAAGGAGAGUGGUAUUUUUAGGGCCAUUCAUCGCGACCACGUGCCCUCAAGGUAAACUGGACGGCCGUUGCGCAAAGGUCGCCCGUCAGUAUGGCCCGCGAGGCCGAGGCGCGCUGGCCGCCGACCGCGCUCCUUCUCCUGGGCUUCCUUGUUGGGCUCGCGGCGUCGGAGCUGGCGGCGGGCGCGACUAACGGGACUUCGCUGGAGAGGCGCUGGGAGAGCCUGUUCUCCCGCUCCGUGUUGGGGAUCUCAGGCGAGAGAGCGGAGCUGAACUGGGAGAGUGACUAUCUGCUGGGCAUCAAAAGAGUGCGGAAGCUGUACUGCAACGUGGGCAUCGGGUUUCACCUCCAGGUCCUGCCGGACGGCCGGAUAAACGGUGCACAUAAUGAGAACCAGUACAGUCUGAUAGAGAUUUCCACAGUGGAGCGAGGGGUGGUUAGUCUGUACGGCGUGAAAAGCGAGCUCUUUGUCGCAAUGAACAGCAGGGGAAGGCUGUACGGAACGCGUACCUUUAAAUCUGAGUGCAAGUUCAAGGAGACAUUGUUGCCAAAUAACUAUAAUGCCUAUGAGUCUUCCGUUUACAAAGGAUUCUACAUUGCUCUCAGCAAACAUGGCAGAGUGAAGAGAGGCAACAAAGCCAGCACCUCCAUGACGGUCACUCACUUCCUCCCCCGAAUAUGAGCAAGACUAGCAGUAGCGCUCUCUCAUUUUGCACAUCUGGAUGUUCUCUCACAUGGGAAAUUUGAAAACAUAAAUGUGUACCCACAGAAACUAAAGAAACUACAAGAAUAUCA